This is a messenger RNA of Dendrobium catenatum, 798 nucleotides long. RefSeq lists its product as uncharacterized. The transcript has a single exon. Bases 1 to 798 code for a protein of 265 amino acids. Lineage: Eukaryota; Viridiplantae; Streptophyta; Magnoliopsida; Asparagales; Orchidaceae. The record is from RefSeq and is a predicted model, not a curated record.
AUGAUCAACAAUAUCCAGAUUUCACCUGGAUUGGAGGAUCGGAGAGAGCUGCUGUCUUUGCUGUCGGGUAAGACAAUUUCAGCCUUGUCUUUUGACAACAUCUUGAAGUGCAAUUAUAAUUUUGAAUGUGUAGACUAUUUUUCUUGGUUAUUUAAACUAAAACUCAACAAGAAGGUUGAGAUUUUCUGGUGGAGAUUAGGGAAGGCUGCUAUUUCUACAUUGAUUUUUCUGCAUUACCGAAAACUGGUGCGGGAUAAAAAUUGUGUUAGGGGCUGUAAUUGUAGUGAAAAUUAUGAGCACAUCAUGGUAACUUGUAAGUAUUUGAUUGAUGUUAUUAAACAAAUACAAUUGUGGGGUAUUAGUAUCCCUGUUUUCCAAGAUUUGAAUAGCUGUUUAAAGGAGCUGAGAAGGCUAUAUGUCCGAAAUUCUGGAAUUGUUAAACUGUACUGCAUUGCUGUGUAUCUUUCAUGGAGUAAUAGAAAUCAUGUGAAACAUGGGAAAUCUGCUUUGCCAUCUUCUGUUACAGCUGCUAACACAUUGGCAUUGGCUAGUAUUAAAGGAAGUCCAUAUCUCUCACGCUGGGGAACCAAUUUCCUUAGGGAGUCUUGUGAAUCUUGGUGCCCUCCUCCGAAAGAAUGGAUGAAAAUAAAUGUUGAUGCUUCUUUGGCUAGAUCCAACUGUGCUGGAGUGGGUGGGAUUUUCAGAGAUCACAAAGGAAGGUUUAUCCUUGCUUUUGGAGAAAAAAAGACACAUUGGGUUAUAACCAAACUAGAGAUGGAUGUUGUUUUCUCGGUCUAA